GAAAUGGUCACGUGACCUUUACUAUUUUCAACACUUUGACAUUAUCACCCAAUAUUUACUUAUUUUGCGCAUAAUAGCUGGAUUAUAACUGUCUAUGGUACUCCAUUUGAAUAAACACGAUACUAUGGAUAUAAUAUAGCAAGAUUCCUUGGGGAGGAAUAUGAAUUAACUCUGAAAAGAGAUAAAACAAAGACGAAAAGUUUCAAAAUGGCGUCCAGAAAUUUUCCACAAUUUCGUUCCGCUUCAGCUUUGGAUCAAGAAAAGGUGCCGUCUAAUACACUCAAGCGGCACCCUAAGAUGGAACUGAACAAAAAUGAUAUGCUACGUUUGCUGAGUUAUUUAGAAGGAGAACUACAAGCAAGGGAUGUUGCAAUUGCAGCUUUAAAAGCUGACAAGGCAAAAUACCUCCUUUAUCAGGCCAAAUAUGGUCGUUUCGGUCUCAGUGAUCCGUUCCUUGCACUACAACGUGAUUCAGAUGGCAACAGGGAUUCUGCGUUUGAUGAAGAGUCUGCUAAGGCCAUCUAUGACAACCAGUUGAUGCAGCUGGAGAAGCUGAUCUCAACACAGCGUAAAGCUCAGCUUAAGAUGAGAGAACAGCUUUGUUGUGUUGAGAAACGAUUUCAUAAGGUUUGUGCAGAACUUGAAGAUGAGAAACGUAAACAUGCGCAGGAUACAGCUCAGGGUGAUGAUGUCACUUAUAUGCUGGAGAAAGAGCGGGAACGAUUAAAACAAGAGCUUGACUUUGAAAAAAGUGGGACAAAGAAGGCUGAAAAGGAGCUGAAGAAAGUAACAACAGCGUUGGAGGAGGAGCGUGCGGCAGCAGCCAAACAUAAACAAGUUGCAAUUAUGUUGAUUAAAGAACGCAAACAGAUGGUAGAGAGGCUCCUUGCAGAGAAACAAAGGAAUAAUGACUCCAUUGAUAAGGACAAAAUGAAGGUUAUAGCUGAAGGUUUGGUUCAGGAAACCAAGAAGGCCAACCAAAUGGAAGCUGCCAUGGAGAAACAGUUGAGUGAGUUUGACAUUGAGAGAGAACAAUGGAAAAAUAGACUAGAACAGGAGAUGAUUAGAAAUGAAGAAUUGUCAUAUGAAAUGGAUAAGUUACGCGAGCAAGUUGAUUCACUUCUAAAACAGGUUAAUGCUGAAUCAGGGGGCCCUAAAAGUAUAGAAAUUAAAAGUAGUGUAACUAAAGGUAAUGUACGUGAGACUGCGGUUAUUAACCCAACACGUAUGGGGUCCCCUAUAAAGGUGACUGACAGGGUAGGAAAAAGUAAUACACCCCCUCGUGUGACUCUUGGGGGAGGUAAACCGGACAUGACUCAGUCUCCAGGCCGGGAUGUUACAGUACCUAAAACUUUGAAUUAUAGCACUGUAACUUCACCUGAAUCUACUGUGCAAAAAACAAUAAUGCGAUUAACGUCUCCUACAUCAGAAAACCAAACAGUUGUCAGCCCUCAAAGAGUGCGUCAAGAACGCAGUGAAGUGAAGCAGCAUAUUUCUAGCCCCCGCAGCCCCAGUAUCAAUCUUCAGGAUAGGGGUUCACCACAGAGUGGCCCAGUUAAUGUAAGCACAGGGGGCACCACUGUCUUUACCACGCCAUCUGGUGGUAAGAUAUCUUUCACUGUAGGGCCAGGCACCUCUGUAAGGAAGUCAUCUGCAGGUAGAGGUACACCACCCCCUGUACCACCAAAUAAGCCAGCUUAUGUCCCCCCUGGGGCAGGUAUACAAAGUAACCAGUUAAGUCCUCGCCAUGCCUCACCCCGCUCUCCCUCCCCAGGCGUACCUAUCCCUGUUAAAGUAGAAACCUCACGGCCAGUCACCUCACAGGGUCAAGCCAAGUUUGGAAUUACCAUAUCUAAGGAUAAGAUCACUGUGUCUGGCCCAGAUAGUCCAAACCCUGAGGCAACCAAUCAGAGACCUUAUACUAUAGCUGCUAGCCAAUCAGGGGGCACUGUGACAUCAUCAACAACCAAUCAGGGCACAGUUGUCAGGAAUACAUCACAGCAAGACGACCUGGGACAACACGACUCAGGCCCUUCCUCCCAAAAUUUAACGUCUAACCCUGAGAUUUUUGAGCCCGAAAUGGCUGACCUACAACAACUCCUUGUAACCAUGGUAACAGGUGAAAAUCAUCCAUCUAACAUAGAGACCCCUUCAACUAGUCACAAACCUGCCCCAUUCCCUGCCAACACAAAUGCUACCUUAGUUAAUAAGUAUACUUCCUGCGGAGACCUUGAUAAUUUACGUCGGAUGAUCCUUGAAGAAGAGAUUGCUGUAAAUAUUGCUUUAGAAGAUGGAACAACGCCAGUUCUGACUGCUGCAGAGAGCGGAAAUGAAGACUGCUUAAUUUUUUUAUUGGACAAUGGAGGGGAUAUUAAAUCUACCAGAUCUGAUAACUUUUCCCCGUUACACGCUGCUGCUGGAGAAGGGCAUUAUGGAUGCCUUAAAAUACUGCUAGACAAAAUUGACCAAUCAGAUGUUGAUGUUAGUGACCGAGCUGGCUGGACUUCGCUGUAUUGGUCAGCGUCAAAUGGCCAUCUUGAAUGUUGCCGUCUGCUUUUGGACUAUGGUGCUAAACUAAAUGCUUGUAAUAAUGCUGGUUGGACCCCCUGCCAUGCUGCCAUUCACGCUGGACAUUACAAAACUCUGGAAUUUUUACUUACCUACAAAAUGGACCAAUCAGAGCCUCUUGCAAAGUCAUGUGAUUUGAUAAACAAGGAAGAUAAUGAUGGUUGGACCAUCACUCAGCUUGCUUCAAUCAAAGAGUCAAAGGAGAUGCUGCAAUGCAUUAUGGGAAACUAUAGUCCUGACCUAGAGAGAAAAGAUAAAUGGGGACGUUGCACUAAAGAUAUUGCAUCUAAACAAUGUAAACAGUUACUGGAGGGACUAGACAAGAAUGAACACUGUUGUACUGUAGUUAUUGACCUUGACCCCAAUGACACCAUCUCUACAAGCACUAGCCAGGAAGCCUCAUUCAGUAUUGCCAACAUCAGUAUUACAGAAAGCACAACAUGGUCAGAGCUUGAAGGCCAACUCAGUGAUGUCAUAAUGGAGCACCUUAUAAGUACUGCCAAUGGGUUGAAGUUGAAACGACCAAUGAAAACGGAGAUUGAGAAUUCCAAUGAGGGCUAUGCCCUUGGACUAAGUCUGGACAGCAUCAAGUAUUAUUCCAUUGGUAUGCACCGUUGGUCACCAGGAACCCCACAUGAGAAAACACCAUUUGAAAUAGUGGCCAACAAUGAGACUGAGAGGAUUGUGGUGGAGCUGUUUGCUUGGGAUGAUGACUGUCAAGAUAGUUUGGCUUAUGAGACACUGAUACCUGUACAAACACUGCACAACUACCUGAGACUGAUUGAGCAAUAUAAAUGUCUGGUGUUCUAUGGGCCAAGUGGAACUGGCAAGUCAUACCUGGCAAGGAGGCUGGCCCAUUGUGUACAGGCCCGUGAACGUCGCCUUGGAAAAGAGUCAAACAUUCAUGUUAUAACACUGCAUGCAGAUUUUACUGGGAAAGAUAUGGUUAAUGUGCUCAUAGAGAAAGGUUGUCUUUUUCCAAACCACCUUAAGAUGCCGACAAAGAGGGCGCCAGUGCUGCUAUUUGAUGAGCUGGCCAAAGUAAAUAUAUCGGAAAUAUUUGGAGAUGUUCUCAAUGGUUUGGAACACAGAGGCCCAGAGAAUUCUUUCCAGUUAAAAAUAGAUGGUAAACCCGAGGGUCUAUACUACCUGCUGACCAAUUGUUACAUCAUCGGAACAAUGGACAGAUCACGCUCCACAGGCCUUGAACUUUCAAUACAGCAAAGAUUUCGUUGGGUGCACUUCCGAAUAGACACUGAACCUAUGAAAAAUCUUCUUUCCCGCCAUUUAUCACGUCGGCUGCUCAGUCGCUUUGGUGGUACACUGCCACCUAUUGAGGACGGUGUAUAUAAGGCUGUUGAGUGGGUGAUUGGUGUAUGGCAGAGACUCAAUGAAGGACUUGGGAAACUGGGACUUCCUGAACUGGUGUUCGGUCCCAGUGUCUUUAUGAAUUGUCCAAUAGAAGUGAAUAAACCAAAGACAAUCAUCAGGUGGUUGAGUCUGCUAUGGAACCAUGCUAUUGCGCCUGCUGUUGAAGAAGCUGUCAUCAAGGGCUCUGGCUCAGAGACAGGCUCUAAAGGUCAAGAAAAGGUGGCCAAGACAGCCUUGUAUGUUCUCAUGCAACGGGCCAUUGUGGUUGGCUGUCCACUAACAGGCCAAGAGAAAGAGCGCUAUCUCUCCAGUUUCCAUGGCAGCAAUGAAUUAGAUAUACAGAUGAGAGGUUUGGACAAACGCAAGACCAACGCAAGUGUUGCUCCUUCUGGUGAUCAAUCAAAUGAGGCUGACCUAUCACCAGAAAAAAUAAUAAGUAACAGCAAUUCCAGUAGUCUAAACAGUAGGGGUGAAGCCCAUUUAAUUCAACAGCGCCUUAAAAAGUUUGAUAUUGCUAGAAGGACAAGUCCAGCCCAGGAAAGUAAAACUGUGAAUCUCACAGAUGCAACUGUAAGCCCCAAAGUUCAUUCAGCAGAAAAGACAACAAUAAACAUAUCAGGUGACACAAUUGACAAUGAUAAAGAUGGACAGUCCAAUAGAACUGAAUCUCAAACCUCUAAGGAAACCAGCCCAAGCAAAGAGAUACCCCCUGAAAUGAAACUUCUAGACAUCAAAGUUUCUGGCACUCCAAGGUCAUCUAGUCCAGGUCGGAAGUUUCUAGAAUCUAGACUUGAAAGAGCUACUGGGCCUUCAAGUCCUAAUAGACUUGGACUAGAGUUGAAAACACACAAUGCAAUAAAGCUUUCCUCUCAGCAGACAGCUGCUAAACCCAGGUCUGCUAGUCCAAUGAGGUCACGGAGUCCGAAUAAGAAAGCAGAACAAUUCCCAAAUAUUUUAAACCAAAGAACAUCAAGUCCUAUCCGAACAGCAAGUUCUCUUAGAUCUGAAAGUCCGAUACGAACAGCGAGUCCUCUAAAAUCAUCAAUACCAAUUAGAUCAGGAAGUCCAAUGAGAUCAGCAAGUCCUUUAAGGUCUACUAAUCCCCAGUCUAGUGUCCAAGAAAAGAGCACCCGGUCCCCAACUAUUUUAGAUAAAACUCCUAGGUCCCCUAGCUUAAGUAGACAACUUCGGGAAGAGUUUUUGCGUGACUUUGCAGCACCAUCAUCGAAACCAAGAGACACAUUGUCUCCCAAACGUCAAUUCCCUAGCCCAUCUGCCCCUACCUAGCCCACUUCAUCCUCUAUCCUACUAGUUCCCUUCACAUUCUAUCUCUAUACCCUUCAACCCCUAUUCCGCCAUGGUUAUAAUCCAUAAUGUUUAAUCUUUAGUUAGAAAUCCAGAGGCAUUUUCAUAGUUUUUAAGUCGCAACUAUGGUAAAUGACUAUCCAUUUUUAUAAAGGUAUUUAAUCUAGUAUUUGUUUCCUUAGUAUUUUCUAUGUACAUUUUCUACAUAUUGUUUUACAUUUAUCAAUUGCAUAAAUGGAAUCUCGUUUGUCAUAUAUAUUCUUAAUGCGGAAUUUAUAUCUUGGGAUUGUAAUUUGAAAUCCAUGAAGUUGUUUCUUAGUAUAAUUUGCAAUUUUAAUAAAUACAUAAUAAAUACAUUGAAAUGACAUGUAUCUGACAAUUACUGUACAAUUACUGAUGCUUAUACAUAUAUUAAUCAAAUAUCUCAGCAAAUUUAAUUUCACUUCCUUAUAGGGAAUGUCUUAAAGUGUUCAUGCACCAAGCAAGCUUAGAUGCUAUAUCCUCUUCGAGAUUGCAUGUUUAUA
This is a messenger RNA of Owenia fusiformis, 5768 nucleotides long. The record is from the annotation of a GenBank genome assembly. NCBI's taxonomy places the organism in Eukaryota, Metazoa, Annelida, Polychaeta, Sabellida, Oweniidae.